CCACGACCCUCAACUCUCGUCGCUACACCCAGUCGCGUAAGCCGUUCGCAGCCAGCCUUCCCGACUCAUCGGGUCUCAGAAAAUGAACCAACGCUGACCCAGAAUAGGCACAAUGUCCGCCGCACCGGUCUUCUGGUCCACCCCCCUGCGGUACUGCCGCUGGGCCGCCCGCGAGCGUCCCGCCCUCUUCUGGUCCGUCAUCGUGGGCGCCGCCGGCCCUGCGCUCAUGCCCAUUGUACCUCCGAUCAGGCAUUACUUUGGCGACGUCGAUCCCGCGCCUAUCCCUGUUACAUAUCCCGUUCCUAAUGGCCCGCGGAAACAACUGUCUGGCUACGAUGAUUGAGCGGCAUGAUCGGGCAAGACGGGCAAUUUCAUGAGGAGGUCGGGUCGUCUGGAUGAGGCCCAUGUGUACAAAUAAUGGCGUUUUCAAAACAGGGACUAUCAAAGACCGUGGACAUAACGUCCGAACAGAGCAGUCAACGCUACACUUUUUGUCAUCAGUCGUCUGAGCACGAGCCUCGCGCCCAUGUCCGUCUAUCGUAUUUAUCCCAGUGUGGCCUCGACAUCAUCAUUGGUGCGCCCGGCGGCCUCGCUUUUCCAGGAGACCACGCAAUCCCCGCUGCUGCUUACGCGUACUCGGCUAUGGCGGCGCAGGCUCUACCUAUCGCCUCGUCCAAAAUUCCAUUCGUACUGCG
This is a messenger RNA of Purpureocillium takamizusanense, 695 nucleotides long. RefSeq names its product n19m, NADH-ubiquinone oxidoreductase 9.5 kDa subunit (gene N19M). Lineage: Eukaryota; Fungi; Ascomycota; Sordariomycetes; Hypocreales; Ophiocordycipitaceae. The record is from RefSeq and is a predicted model, not a curated record. The coding region runs from base 113 to 343 and encodes 76 amino acids. The transcript is spliced from 2 exons.